Molecule: messenger RNA, 917 nt
Organism: Lymnaea stagnalis (great pond snail)
Lineage: Eukaryota; Metazoa; Mollusca; Gastropoda; Lymnaeidae
Source: the annotation of a GenBank genome assembly
AUGUUUUUACUAGAUUCGAAUUCUGCACAUUUAACGUUUACUACAAGCCAGUCAGGGAAUGAGCAAUGCAGAAACAAGCAACAAUCGUUUGUUAACCCAUACACAAUGACCAUACUGUGUGAUCUGACGCUUGAAGUGAGCGAAGUUAAAAUCACGGGAACCAGCGUCAGAUCGGUGUGUUCAAUUUACGUUAGCGGAGGUAAGAUAUUGUCAACUUUUAGAAAGAGCAGUUGAGUUUUUCAAAGCUAAUAAUUUACAGAUAUUUAAAUAUAGCAAAUUAAAUUCAAAGAAAUUUAUUUUUGUUUUCAAUGAAUUUCAUGAUAUUUCUAAGUAAUUGAACAUUUUAUUCAAGGACAUUUUGCAUGAACGUUAGAAUCAUAAUCUAAUGCAGUGUUUAAUAACACACCAGAUCUAGAAGCUUAUUACGCUCUUAAUUAAUUAAAAAAUUAAAAAGAAAUGAGAUUCCCUCUGAGAUUUAAGUAAAUCUCAUUUUUAUUUUAAAAUUCUGAACCAGGUCUUCUGUUAAUAUUUUACAUUUUAUACUUUUUAUACUUUUUAUUUAAAACAUUAAUAUUUGGUAUAAAGAAUAAAUACAAUUUAUUUAUCAUAUAUCGAUCUCACUCUCUCUCUCUCUACCUCUGUAAACAUAUCUAUAUAUAUAUAGAUAUAUAUACAGAUAAAGAGAGAGAGAGAGAGAGAGAUAGAGAUUCAUAGAAGAUGAGAGAGAGAGAGAGAGAGAGAGAGAGAGAGAGGGAUAGAUAUAUUUUCAGUGAUCUCAAUUAAAACAUGCAGAUAGAAAUGUUUCCUUGAGGCAGACGACAAGUCAGUCAUCAAACUUUAGUGUGAACUCGCAGUCUCACAUGGCACUCGACCGUGAGACCAAUGGAAACUUUGCAUAUAUUUGUUAUAAAGAAUAA